Serpula lacrymans var. lacrymans S7.9 is the source of this 477-nucleotide messenger RNA. RefSeq lists its product as uncharacterized. The record is from RefSeq and is a predicted model, not a curated record. Bases 1 to 477 code for a protein of 158 amino acids. The transcript has 5 exons. NCBI's taxonomy places the organism in Eukaryota, Fungi, Basidiomycota, Agaricomycetes, Boletales, Serpulaceae.
AUGCACAGGAGUUUAACAGAAAAGGAGCUCGCCAGAUGUGAAGAGAACAAAGUGAUUGCUGAAUAUCCACCCAACAACAGCAGCAAUAUGUUGACAAUUUCUAUAAGUUCAACCAAAAAAGUUGCCGCCAGAUGUGAAAACAACAAAGUGACUGCCAGCACCUUGGACAACAGUGCUGAUGCCACUACCAAAACCACCAACAAUGGUCCUGUUGCACUUGACAAGGAAAUGAUAAAUCAUCUUAAUAAGAGCGCUCAUCAACAAGUCAUGACUUUGGCUAGUUUCCAGGACCGCAAAAAGUACACUUACGUAAUUGACAAAGUCCCAUCUGAGGGCAUAGUGUGGGGCAUCACAGGCCAGAUUAGAAGCUUCUGGUUCUUUGACAAAGCAGGGGCCACAUCUGAGCGGGCCUCUAUCACUGUUGUGCCUUUCUUGGUGGAUGAAGCUGCCAUUGCACACAAGAUUUUGUUGGCAUAG